AUGUCCCUAGACCCAAACGUUCUCAAACGUAAAAGAGUAGUCGAUCAGGAUUCUUCAUCAAAGAAGCUAAAGGGUUCAGUUCCAUCCUCCAAUGAUAUGGAAAAUACAAAUCCGAACCUGAAGCCCAGCAAAAUUCCAAUCCCCAAGCACUCUCAGAGCACAUCAUUGAAUUCUUCAUCUCUUUCAAGCAACAACGCAACAACCACAUCAUCAAAUUUAAAAGGAAUUUCUUCAAGCAAUAGAACAAGCAUUAUCAGAGCAAAUGCUACUUCCAGAAUUACCACCAACCGACUGGCACCUAGUUCCACACCGUCUUCAAGGGUCUCACAGUACCAAAAGCCUAGUACUACCAACUCUAGGCAAUCCGUGUCAAGAACUAUGACAGCUCCGCAAACAGCAAAACAGACAAACAUCCAAAAACAAGAGCAUGAGACCACAAAACAUGAACUCGACCAAACCAAAUCUCAGCUCUCUCAAUUAUCUGACGAGAACAAGCAACUCAAGUCAAAAAUUGAUGAGCAACUCGUUCAACUUCAGGACUUGAUACAACUCGAGGAAAAGACCAAAUCGCUUGAGACUCUUUCGUUAAAAUAUCAAGAAGACAGCAUUCAACUAAAGUCGAUUAAUAAGACUCAAGAAAUUGAAAUCCACGCUUUAAAGGGACUGCAAGAGAAACUUCAAAUGGAUAAUAUUGAUCUCAGAGUUAAGGUUAGCUCUCUGGAAAAAGAAAUUGAGAUAGAGAAGAAGCAAUCCGAAAUGGAUAAGGCUACUCUUAAGAUACAAUACGAAAGUGAAAUUAGAAUACAGAAAGAGCAUUUCGAACAACAAUUGAAUGAAGUCACAGAAAUUAAAGACAAGGAACAUAAUUUAACCAAGGAGAGACUUACCAAGGAAGUUUCAAGAGUGAAAAGCGAGCUUGAUCGAGUUCAAUUUGAGCUUAAUUGUUCGAUUGACGAUGCAAAUACAAAGAGCGAGAAAAUUAGAGAGCUUGAAGCAAAAAUUCACCAACAGCUAGAACACAUUCAAAAUCUCGAGAAUAAGCGACAUCAUGAUGAGAGUGAAAGAAGACGUUUACACAAUAUUAUUCAAGAACUCAAAGGAAAUAUCAGAGUUUACUGCAGGGUCAAACCAGCUCAAGAAAUUAAAUGUAUCUCUUAUCCUGACGCGGAUGUAGAUGAAAGAUCUAUCAAUAUCCAAGAGGAUUCUAGAGUUACUGCAACAGGAGCAUCAGCAGAAGGAAAGAAAUACUAUUUCCAAUUUGACAAGGUUUUUAAGCCAAACUCCACACAAAAAGAAAUCUUUUAUGAAAUUUCUCAACUUGUACAGAGCGCCCUUGAUGGAUUUAAAGUGUGUAUUUUUGCUUACGGACAGACAGGUAGCGGUAAAACAUACACGAUGGAAGGACCUCCAAAGGACUUGAUAAGUAAUCUUGACUCAGAAAAGCAAGAAGCACUUGCAGGCAUGAUUCCUAGAAGUGUUGAUCAAAUCUUCGAAUCUGCGGAAAAGCUCAAAGAAAAGGGGUGGACAUUUACAAUUGUUGCCAGCUUUUUAGAAAUUUAUAAUGAGACUAUCAGAGAUCUGCUUGACUCAACAAAUAAGGAUAAUGUAAAAUAUGACAUUAAGCAUGGAAAAGAUGGAUCGACCACUGUAACUGGAUUGAAGUAUGUGAAUGUUAAUAGACCUCAACAGGUUCAAGAACUACUUAGAAUUGCUUCAAAAAACAGAGCAGUAGCAGCUACAUUAUCAAAUGAUCGAUCCAGUAGAUCACACUCUGUUUUUACUCUUCAGAUUACUGGAAGAAAUGAUAACACAGAUCAAACAACUCAAGGUGUUUUAAAUUUGGUUGACUUGGCUGGAAGCGAAAGAAUCAGCAACAACCAUCCAACUAAUAGUGACAGAAUUAAGGAAACACAGAAUAUUAACUUAAGUUUGACAUGUUUGAGUAGUGUUGUUACUGCUUUAGCAAACAAGGCUAGCUACGUUCCCUAUAGAGACUCCAAACUCACGUUUCUUCUUCAGAACUGUCUUGGUGGGGACGCAAAAACACUCAUGUUUGUCAACAUUGAUCCGGAAAAUCCUUGUUUGUCUUCGUUACAACCAUCAUCAUUCCAAUAUUUUCAUAUUACGUUAUUAGAUUUUACAAUGGCCACUGAAUUGACUCCACAACAAAUUAGUGUUAGCUUUGUUGCCCAAUAUUACUACAUUUUGUCAUCUAACACCAAAAAUCUUUACAAAUUCUACAAGAAUGAAUCCGAAAUGACUCAUGAGCAUUCCAAUGUUGUGAAACAAUUGCCUGGAAAUAUUAAUCCAAACACUGUUGUUGGUCAAGAUAUUGAAAAAAAGAUUUCUACUCUUGGUUAUGAAGAUUGCAAAGUUCGAUUGACUUUUGUUGAUUCACAACGUUCAUUGAAUGGAUCUGUCUUUGUUUUUGUGGAAGGAGUGAUGAUUAGACAGAGCGAUGACCAAAAAGAAAUGAAUUUUGUUCAAACAUUCCUUUUGGCAGAACAAGAGAAUGGUUAUUAUGUGAGAAAUGACUACCUCCGUUUUACCUCUUGUGCAUCUUCUGUAACCCCUAGUACUGUUCCUCACCAAGUGACAUCCACAAUCUCUCAUCCACAACAUCAUGCCAUCAAUGCCAGUAAUAGCACUGAUACUCAAGUCAAGUCUCAAAACGGAAGCACAAAUUUAACACCUCCUCAAUUAUCUUUCUCAACUAAUACUUCGGUUGCAAAUACUGCUGCUGCUAAUGGAUCACAUUCUCCAAGAAGUGAGACUAGCUCUACUGCUGCCACUGCUGGAGCAAGUUCUGUUUAUGGAGGAGCUGAAGAUAAUCAAUUGGAUGAAGAAAGCGAUCACGAAGAAUCUAAGCAAUCAGAAAAGAAGUCGAUUGGUGUGAAUGUUCCAUCUCAAUCAAGCAGCAAUACUGCUAGUUUACCACCUGUUGCAUCUUCAACACGUGUUGAAAAACCAAGUGAAUCCCACAAGAGCAUUUCAUAUGCUGCAGCUGUCAAGAAUGAACAAAGUUCUGCUACUUCUGCACCAUCGACUACAGUGCCUCAAGAAGCAUCUCAACAGCCAAAGCGUGGAAAAAAACAUCAUAAGAAUGAAAAUAAGGAAAAGGUCGAGCAUAAAGAGGAUAAUGAGCAAAAAGGAGAACUCAAGAAUGAGCAAAAGAAAUCGGAUCACCAAAAAAUCGAACCCAAGAAUCGCAAGCAUGAACACAACAAGAGUGAGAACGAUCAAAAGAAGCCACCUAGCGUUUCUGCUAGUACAGACGAACAAAAGAAUAAUCAAGUAGGUGAAAGGAAGGAAAAAUCAUUCCGUGGAAAGGAUCACCCUCUCAACAAGUAUGCUGUGUAUGUACGUGAUCUACCAGUGGGAACUAGGGAUAGUGAUCUCAAGCAAGUAUUUGCAUCCUACGGAAAUAUUAUUGAUAUUCACAACAAGUCAGGAAAAGACCAGUCUUACAACAAGUAUGCCUUGAUUUUCUUUGAGACCAAACAAAGUGUUGACACACUUUUGGAAAAGCCAACUGUGAACAUUGAGGGACAUGAAUGCCCAAUCACCAGAUACCAGAGAAAGCCAAAGCCUCAUUUCACACCACGAGGCACAAGCCCAAACAACACCAAUAACACUGUUGGAGCUUCAAAUAACGUUCCCAAUCAAAAUCGUCCAAGUGGAGAAAGACGUCCUCAAAGACAACGAUUUGCUCGUGCUCCUGCCAACACAGAGACUUCUGUUGAGAAGUAA
Molecule: messenger RNA, 3750 nt
Organism: Naegleria lovaniensis
Lineage: Eukaryota; Heterolobosea; Eutetramitea; Acrasida; Naegleriidae
Exons: 4
Coding region: 1-3750 (1249 amino acids)
Biological process (GO): microtubule-based movement
Molecular function (GO): ATP binding; microtubule motor activity; RNA binding
Source: RefSeq, a predicted model, not a curated record